Alternaria viburni is the source of this 1110-nucleotide messenger RNA. RefSeq lists its product as uncharacterized. The coding region runs from base 1 to 1110 and encodes 369 amino acids. NCBI's taxonomy places the organism in Eukaryota, Fungi, Ascomycota, Dothideomycetes, Pleosporales, Pleosporaceae. The record is from RefSeq and is a predicted model, not a curated record. The transcript has 3 exons.
AUGCGCAAAUCCAUCACCACCCUCCUUCUCUCUUUGGCAGUUGCCAGCUCAGCCCAGGAAGAGAUUCCCGGACUCACUGACGUUAAAGAUUCGGAGUGUCAAUUCAGUUCGCCUCUUGUCGAUGAGCUACGAGCGGUGCCGACAGCUACGGAAUUCUGUUCGUCGCUCCUGGCCAUCCCUACCGUCACCGUCACUUCGAGCGCAAUAAGCACAUCAACUGUCAUUUCAACCACAGACACCCUUGAGACAAUUACACUCACGGAAUCUUUCACAAACACCGACGAAACUACAAUUACCGGCACUACAACCUUGACAGCCGAUGCAGUCUUAGUAACUGUUAUCACGACUACCGAAGUACAGAUAUGCCCAGCGACGGCAACGAUAGUAACAGUGACAGCCGAAGCACCCAUCAAACGUGAUCAUAUGCAGACGCUCAUUUCCACCAGCACAUCAUGCACUAAGAGCAAGAAGUCUUCGACUACUGCGACUUCUUCAUCAACAUCCACGAAAUGCUCGAGCACAGCGAACUACCCGGUCACGAAGCCCUCUAGUACGGUAGAGAUCAUCUCGUCGCAAACGCUGAGUACAGUGCAAGCAUCGCAUCUGGCUUACUCAAGUGCAUCACAAGCGUCGUACGCGUACUCGAGUGUAAUGGAGCCGGCUUACUCUUCUCUCUCUCGCAUCGUGGAGUCAUCCGUCGCAGCUACUUCAAUCACAAUGGAGAUAUCCUCCACAAUCGCUCCCGGCUCUGUGGACUUCACUUCGACAGCAUCUUCCAGCACCAUAGAACCAUCAUCCGUCGCACCUUCCAGCACCGCAGAGCUAUCUUCAUCGGCACUCACCAGCACCACAAAGCCUGCUUCCAUCGAACCAUCAUCCACACCCGAACCCGUCCUCCCAGCCCCAGCGCUCUGCCCAACCGCCCCAGAAGGUCUCCAGCAAUACGAAUGCGCCCAAAUCACCAAAGCCUGCGAAUGCAUCUCCCUCACAACCCCUACCAUCACUGUAGUCAUCAGCAGCACCGCCACAGAAACUAGUAUCUCGACUUCUACCGCCUUCACUGAGACCGUCGUCACUCGACCCAGGAAAUCGCUGCAACGGAAACUAUGA